UAGCACCAUGGAUAUUGAAGAUAAAUUGUAUGUCUGGUACAAAGUUGUACAUGAUGGAGUCGAGGAGGGAAUGAAAAACAUGAAUCCACAAAAGGUAAUAUCCCUGCUGGUGGCGUUCUUCUCGCUGUCAUCAGCUCAGCAAAAGGACCAGAUAUUUGACACUAUUGGCAAGGGCUUACAGCGUGAGAUCGUAGCAGCAAAACUUCCUGUAGUUGAAACCAUCGCGACUGUUGGUUCUUCACAAUGUAAACAUGUAAAGAAGUUAGUGGGUGUGUCGUAUGAACAGCUAGCGGGUGAAAACGAGCCUGAUUUGAAUCUAUUGAGAAUAUUCUAUAAAAACAGGCAGUCGGCUAUAAACUUAAACAUAUCAGAAGCAGCGGGUUGGCUGCGGCAGGCGCGCCAGUUCGAACGGGACAAUAGACUGAUCAUAUUUGUGCACGGAUUUACUGAUAAUCCAAUGAAAGACAGCUUCACUAACAUUAGCUCGUCUUUCUUGAAGAAUAACCACAACAGUGUGCUAGCCCUGGACGGCAGUUCUCUAAUCCGUUGGUUGUACCUCCGAUCGACCACGUAUGUGCGCUUCAUUGGUCGCUCCCUGGCUGAAUUCCUCGCCGUCUUAGUUGGUUUUGGCCAGGACCCUUCACAAAUCCACAUAAUCGGGCACAGUCUAGGAGCCCACAUAGCUGGCUUCACCGGCAAGACAUUCCAGGAACUAACACGUCGCAACAUCGGUCGGAUAUCCGGACUGGACCCCGCGGGACCCUGCUUCAGUCAUGUGGAACCGGAGUUGCGGCUCAAGCAUACGGAUGCGGAUUUUGUGGAUGUUAUACAUACGGAUGCAGGAGUUUAUGGGAUUAAGGAUGCUGUUGGGCACGUAGACUACUACCCCAACAGCGGCGCUAUGCAACCGGACUGCGUGCUCCAAACGUGCUCACACUCCCGCGCCUGGCUGCUGUAUGGAGUCAGCAUUAUAUCGCCUGAAGCCUUCCCGGCGGUCAGGUGUCAAGAUUGGGACGCUUUUAAGAAGGGACAGUGUGAGAAUGAGAUCAGUUACAUGGGCUACUCCGCGAAGCCCGGCACGAGAGGACAGUAUUACCUCCGCACGGGCGAUACCUUCCCAUAUAGUUUGGGCAAGGAUGGUCUGCGGUAUGUGAAUAAUGAGGGCAUUGUUCAGAGCAUCGGAAAUAUUUUUGGAUGAUAGUGUAUUUAGAAUUUAAUUUAAUAAUUAAGUGUGACUGAAACUGUGUUAUGAUUUAUUAAGCCAAAUUCAAAGAAUAUAUGAUUAAUAUUAUUUGUUUGUAUACGUUUUAUAGUACGAAAAAUUGUAUUUGAUUCUUGUAAGCAUAGUCGAAAUAAAACUAUUCUUUAUGUAGGUACAAAUAAAAACGUUCCAUUUAAAUAACAAGACGUUAUAGUA
Colias croceus (clouded yellow) is the source of this 1417-nucleotide messenger RNA. RefSeq names its product pancreatic triacylglycerol lipase-like. The coding region runs from base 8 to 1198 and encodes 396 amino acids. Gene Ontology annotation, molecular function: lipase activity. The transcript has 9 exons. Gene Ontology annotation, biological process: lipid metabolic process. The record is from RefSeq and is a predicted model, not a curated record. NCBI's taxonomy places the organism in Eukaryota, Metazoa, Arthropoda, Insecta, Lepidoptera, Pieridae.